Messenger RNA from Dioscorea cayenensis subsp. rotundata (Guinea yam), 1809 nucleotides. Its product is annotated as metal tolerance protein 1-like. Gene Ontology annotation, molecular function: zinc ion transmembrane transporter activity. Gene Ontology annotation, biological process: zinc ion transmembrane transport. The record is from RefSeq and is a predicted model, not a curated record. The transcript is spliced from 2 exons. Bases 247 to 1500 code for a protein of 417 amino acids. Gene Ontology annotation, cellular component: plasma membrane; vacuole. NCBI's taxonomy places the organism in Eukaryota, Viridiplantae, Streptophyta, Magnoliopsida, Dioscoreales, Dioscoreaceae.
UUAAAGCGAAGAAGAAAGAAGCUCUCGAGGGGGGGAACCAUUACCCCGGAAGUCCCCCCCCUUAACAACCGCACAUCCGCCUCGAGAUCUGAAUCCUCAUCGAUGAUCAAGUGGAUGUACGGCUAGCACUUCGCCGCGACCACCCUUCAAAGAGAAUCCUAUCUCUUCUUCUCAUUUCAGUGCGCGUUCCUGUUCUUGUUUCCCCAAUUCCAAACCCUAGAGCUUCCCGUCGUCCUUCUCCUGAAGAUGGAAGCUCAAAACUCAGAUCAUAUCAUUGGUGUCAACAAGCCUUUAGAAGCUCCUGGGAUGGAUAGGAAAAAUAUCUGCAAGGGUAAUACCUGUGGUUUGUCAGAACAUGGAACCAGCUCAAAAGAUGCCAAAGAAAGAUCUGCAUCAAUGCGCAAACUUCUCAUUGCUGUUUUCCUAUGUGUCAUAUUCAUGAGCGUCGAAGUGGUUGGUGGCAUCAAGGCUAACAGUCUUGCUAUUUUGACAGAUGCAGCGCAUCUUCUCUCAGAUGUUGCUGCUUUUGCCAUCUCCUUAUUCUCAAUCUGGGCAUCAGGGUGGGAAGCAACUCCUCGCCAAUCAUAUGGGUUCUACCGGAUAGAGAUUCUUGGUGCAUUGGUUUCCAUCCAACUUAUAUGGCUCUUAACUGGCAUUCUGGUUUAUGAAGCCAUUGUGAGGCUCAUAUAUGACAAUGGUGAAGUCAAGGGUGUGCUGAUGUUUGCUGUCUCUGCCUUUGGACUCGUGGUGAAUGUUGUAAUGGCUGUUUUGUUGGGACAUGAUCAUGGUCACGGCAGCCACAGUCAUGGCCAUGGCCAUGGCCAUGACCACUCUGAUUCUGAUCACGAACACGAUUUCGAUCACAAUCACCACCAUGGCCACGGACACAGUCACUGCAAUACCAUCAGUGUUUCAGCUGAUCACCGCAUCUCAGUGGAGAUCAAGCACAAGGAUGAUCACCAGCAUGUUGCUGUUCCUGAGCAUCAACACACCCCAUUACUGGGCCAUUCAGAAGAAGCAAGCUGUGCAGACCAUUGGGCCAAAGACCCUCACAAGAAGACACGAAACAUCAACAUCCACAGUGCGUAUCUUCAUGUUCUUGGAGACUCAAUUCAGAGCAUCGGGGUGAUGAUCGGAGGAGCUAUCAUAUGGUACAAGCCUGAAUGGAAGAUCAUUGACCUGAUAUGCACGCUCCUCUUCUCGCUCAUUGUCCUCUUUACAACCAUCAAGAUGCUGAGAGACAUCCUCGACGUGCUCAUGGAGAGCACGCCUCGGGAAAUUGAUGCAACCAAACUAGAACAGGGACUGUGCGAAAUGGACGGAGUGGUAGCCAUCCACGAGCUACACAUAUGGGCGCUUACUCUUGGCAAGGUUCUUCUUGCAUGCCAUGUUACGGUUACACCAGAGGCGGACGCCGAUCUUCUUCUUAACAAGGUGAUAGAAUACAUAAAAAGGGAAUAUAAUAUCAGCCACGUUACAAUACAGAUUGAGCGCUUGUAGGUUCCGUGCUGGUUGCUGAUGAAUUGGCUGCACUUUUGUUUUAUUUGAUAUGGAUGAAAUGCUAUCUAGUGUUUGCUGCUGCAAAAGUUCACCUAUAAUUAGCAAGUAGUUUCAAAUGUUACAGCAGAUCUGGUUCAGAAGUCAUGAUGCUUGCAAUUUGUAUAUAACCAGUCCAUCAUUCUUAAUCUGCUAGCAAUAAUACAUCCUCUAUUUUUUUUUUGCCCACUUUAUAUCAUAUGUAUAUAUAUAUAUGAAUAGUAAUAAUACAUCUCUCUCCGGAAAAAGUUGGAGAUGUGGGUAAAUUUUCAA